Cryphonectria parasitica EP155 is the source of this 528-nucleotide messenger RNA. RefSeq lists its product as uncharacterized. Gene Ontology annotation, cellular component: extracellular region. Bases 1 to 528 code for a protein of 175 amino acids. The transcript is spliced from 3 exons. NCBI's taxonomy places the organism in Eukaryota, Fungi, Ascomycota, Sordariomycetes, Diaporthales, Cryphonectriaceae. The record is from RefSeq and is a predicted model, not a curated record.
AUGAUGAGCCUCUACGCUGUCGCCACCCUUGCCGUCGCCGUCUCGGCCCUCCCGUCCAUCCAGAAGCGUGAUGUGACGACCGUGCUGGACAACCUCGAGACCAUUGACUCGGACACGAAUACCCUCACCGCCGCAAUCGAGGCCUGGGACGCCUCUCUCCUGGGAGCCCUUGGUGUCCAAAGCGACGUGACCACCCUCGAGACUGCGGUUACCGAUGCCACCUCGGAGGCCCAGACUGAGGCUCAGGCUGACUCUGCCGACUCUACGACCAUCCUGGACUACGUCAGCAACACCCUCAACCCCGAUAUCAUUGCCUCCCUGAACGCCCUCACCGCCCGCGAGGCCGACUUUGCCGCCCUCAGCCUGGACUCGCUGGUCCUCAGCGACCUCCAGACUCUCCAGAGCGACACUGACGACCUCGGUGCGGCCCUGGUCGCCAUUGCCUCGUCCGACACCGAGGCUGAGGCCGAGACGCUUGUGGCUGCCAUUGAUGCUGCGUUUGCCAGUGCCAUUGCCGUUUUCUCUUAA